Marmota monax (woodchuck) is the source of this 1047-nucleotide messenger RNA. RefSeq names its product rhodopsin (gene Rho). NCBI's taxonomy places the organism in Eukaryota, Metazoa, Chordata, Mammalia, Rodentia, Sciuridae. Gene Ontology annotation, cellular component: membrane; photoreceptor outer segment. Gene Ontology annotation, molecular function: G protein-coupled receptor activity. The record is from RefSeq and is a predicted model, not a curated record. Bases 1 to 1047 code for a protein of 348 amino acids. Gene Ontology annotation, biological process: visual perception; phototransduction; G protein-coupled receptor signaling pathway. The transcript is spliced from 5 exons.
AUGAAUGGCACCGAGGGCCCCGAUUUCUAUGUCCCCUUCUCCAAUGCCACCGGGGUGGUGCGCAGCCCCUUCGAGCACCCGCAGUACUACCUGGCCGAGCCCUGGCAGUUCUCCCUCCUGGCCGCCUACAUGUUCCUGCUCAUCCUCCUGGGCUUCCCCGUCAACUUCCUCACGCUCUAUGUCACCGUGCAGCACAAGAAGCUGCGGUCCCCCCUCAACUACAUCCUGCUCAACCUGGCCACCGCCGACCUGUUCAUGGUGCUCUUCGGCUUCACCACCACCGUCUACACCUCGCUCAACGGCUACUUCGUCUUCGGGCGCACCGGGUGCUUCGUGGAGGGCUUCUUUGCCACUCUGGGCGGCGAAGUGGCCCUGUGGUCCUUGGUGGUCCUCGCCAUCGAGAGGUACAUGGUGGUAUGCAAACCCAUGAGCAACUUCCGCUUUGGGGAGAACCACGCGGUCAUGGGGGUCAUCUUCACCUGGAUCAUGGCCUCGGCCUGUGCCGUCCCGCCCCUCUUCGGCUGGUCCAGGUACCUCCCCGAAGGCAUGCAGUGCUCCUGUGGGAUCGACUACUACACGCCCAAGCCCGAGCUCAACAACGAGUCCUUCGUCAUCUACAUGUUCGUGGUGCACUUCGCCAUCCCCCUGGUCAUCAUCUUCUUCUGCUACGGCCGGCUGCUCUUCACGGUCAAGGAGGCAGCCGCCCAGCAGCAGGAGUCGGCCACCACCCAGAAGGCAGAAAAGGAGGUGACCCGCAUGGUCAUCAUCAUGGUCGUCGCCUUCCUCAUCUGCUGGGUGCCCUACGCCAGCGUGGCCGUGCACAUCUUCACCCACCAGGGCUCCGACUUCGGCCCCGUCCUCAUGACCAUCCCCGCCUUCUUCGCCAAGAGCUCCGCCCUCUACAACCCUGUCAUCUACAUCAUGAUGAACAAGCAGUUCCGGAACUGCAUGCUCACCACCAUCUGCUGUGGCAAGAACCCACUGGGUGAGGACGAGGCCUCGACCACCGUAUCCAGGACGGAGACCAGCCAGGUGGCCCCAGCCUAA